Neolamprologus brichardi is the source of this 4009-nucleotide messenger RNA. The record is from RefSeq and is a predicted model, not a curated record. Lineage: Eukaryota; Metazoa; Chordata; Actinopteri; Cichliformes; Cichlidae.
CCUGGUGUCGUUAUAAAACACUACAUCUAUCCACCUUUUUUACCCUGUUUUUGUUUUUUGUGGCAAUGGGUGGAUGUUUGUUUCUCUGUCUGGUGUUAUUAUCGGGCUCCUUACAGGGUGAGUUAGUUGUUUCUGCUGGAAGUGGUAUCAGAAGUUGCACCCGGGACUCUAAACUGUGCAGAGAUGGUUCAGAGUGUGUGCUCUACAGCUAUCUGUGUGAUGGAGAGCUGGACUGUACGGAUGGUUCAGAUGAAGAGGAUUGUGAAACAUCAUGCAGCAAAGAUCAGUUCCAGUGUGCCCAUGGGAAGAUGUGCAUCGAGAAGAGCCAGGUGUGUGACGGUGUGCCUCAGUGUCAGGACCGCUCUGAUGAGCUUCAGUGUGUGACGCUAAUGAGGGGCUGUGUUCAUCACUGUGACAACAAGACCCGCUGCCUGCCUGCAAACUUCCUGUGUGAUGGCGAGGAGGACUGUUCAGAUGGCACAGAUGAAGCCACUUGUGAAGACAAAAAGGAGGAAGAGACCAUUACAACCUCUGUGCCGUCAGUCUUGGUUGGCCCUUCUAAACAGUCCACCUCUUCUCACCCCAUUAAGUGUUCUUUGGGCUUCAUACCAUGCAGUGACAACUCGGAGUGUAUCCAGAACCGCUAUUUCUGUGAUGGUGAAGCAGACUGCAGAGAUGGUUCAGAUGAGGCCAAAUGCUCAUCGUCUUGUGAAAAGGACCAGUUCCAGUGUGCCCAUGGAAGGAUGUGCAUUGAGAAGAGCCAGGUGUGUGAUGGUGUGCCUCACUGUCAGGACCGCUCGGAUGAAGUGGAAUGCACAAAGUACAUGGAGGGCUGUUCUCAUCAAUGCGACAACAAAAGCCGCUGCAUUCCCAGUAGCUUCCUCUGUGAUGGGGAAAGUGACUGCUCUGAUGGCAGUGAUGAGGCCAAGUGUGACAAGGAGGACUGCAGUGACAAAGAGUUCAAGUGUACCAGUGGCCAGUGUGUGUUGGCCCCAAUGCGUUGCGACGGUCACCCAGACUGCCGGGACCGUUCGGAUGAGGAAGACUGCACCAAAGUGCCAGCCUGCAACACCAAACUUCGCUGUCCCCAGAGCAAGGAGUGUCUAGUGCAGGAGUGGAUCUGUGAUGGAGACCAGGACUGCAGAGAUGGCACUGAUGAGAAGGAUUGUCCUCCUGUGGCUCCAGUGAACUGUGGAGAGUUCCAGUGGUUGUGCAAAUCAAAGACCAAGUGCAUCCCUACAGCCUGGAUGUGCGAUGGCAUGAAGGACUGCAAUGAUGGCAGUGACGAGACUGAAUGUCAGGCUGUAACAUGUGCCCCUCACCAGUUCCAGUGUGGCAGUCAGGAGUGCCUGGAUCCAAACCUGGUGUGCAACGGCAUUACAAACUGUGCAGAUGGCUCAGAUGAGGGAGGAAGCUGCCAUACAGACUGUGCAGAGGAAGAUAACAUGCACUGCUCCCAGGGCUGCUACAACACACCUCAGGGACCGCGCUGUCGCUGUGCAGCAGGUUUCAGGCUCAUGGAGGAUGGGCUGGCCUGUGCUGAUGUUGAUGAGUGUAAAGUUCAGACUCCAGGUGUGUGCAGUCAGCUAUGCAUCAACACUCCAGGCUCGUACAGAUGUGACUGUCAGCCGGGCUUUAUAAUGGAAGCAGAUGGACACCACUGCAAAAUCACUGGUGAGCCCCUCCUGUUGUCCUCAAUCCAAACAGAUAUCUACUUGUAUGGCUUGCGUAGUCACAGCUUGGUUACGUUGCCCUCUUCUGCAAAGAAGGCAGUCUUGUCUCUAGACUAUGACUGGAAAGGGCAGAAGGUCUUCUGGGUCAGUCUGGGGAUGGAUGCUAUAAUGUGGUCUUCUCUAGAUCAGAAGAUGACAGGAAGUCUGAUUAAAGGGGUUCGGGCUGAUUCUAUAGCUGUGGACUGGGUCGGGAGGAAUCUGUACUGGAUCAAUGGGGUGAAGAGUUGUAUUGCUGCCAUCAGAUUGGCAGCAGCCUCUGCAAGCUCACUGGACCAAAGCAUCAUCUUGGAUGAAGACUUGGAUCAGCCCCGCUCUCUUGCCCUGCUACCACAAAAAGGGCUGAUGUUCUGGACAGAGAUUGGUAAUGUAGUGAAGAUUGAGCGUGCUGGGAUGGAUGGGUCAGAGAGGAGGGCAGUGGUGAACUCGAGUUUGGGCUGGCCGGGUGGUGUGGCUGUAGAUGCCGUCUCUGAGAGGGUCUACUGGACAGAUGAAAGACUGAGGGCGAUUGGAUCUGCAACUCUGGAUGGCAACGACAUUAGGAUUCUACAGAUAAAGGAGACCACAAACCCCUUUUCUGUGGCAGUGUUCAAUGACAUGCUCUACUGGUCUGAUGCCAAGAAACGAGUGGUGCAGGCUGCUCAUAAAAUCUCUGGUAAAAACCAUCAAGUUGUGCUGAAAAAGCCCAGACAGCCUUUUGCUGUGAAGAUCUACUUGCAGUCCCAACACACAGCAGCCGAGCUGAAGGGCUGGCCCGAGCAUCUGGCCCUGCAGAUACCGAGCGUGAACAAAGCCAAUCUCAUGGACUACAGCCUCAAGGAACACACUCUAUUUGUGACAGAUGAUGCCACUUCUUCACUCAGCUCAUUCAGGCUGAAGGACUCACUCCUGACGUCUCGGGACCAGCUUCUUGAGCUGCUGGAUGACGCCAUCACUGCCAUGGCAGUCGACUGGAUAACACUCAACAUUUACUGGAGCAGUUACAAACAGCCCCGCCUGCAGGUCACUGCUGUCACAGGCACAUACACAGCCAUUCUCAUAAAGGAGGGGAUCAAUAGAGUGGGUUCGAUUGCUCUUCACCCGCCCAGUGGAAGAGUUUGUUUCACGAAUAUGGAUCUGGAGGCUACAGGCAGCACGGCUACAAUAGUGUGCGCCAGCAUGGAUGGUGGUGAGCAAAGAGUGGUGUGGAAGGAUGCUGUCCAACCAACAUCGUUGGUCUUCUCUAAUAAUGGGGAUAACAUUUUCUGGGCUGACACGAGUUUGGGGACCAUUGGCUCUGUCCUGAUUGAUGGAUCUGGAUAUACAGAGCUGAAGGUUGAUGAUGGCCUGACUGCUGUGGCUGUAAGUGACAACAUCCUCCUCUGGAUUACAGUCACUGACAAGACCCGACUCUGGUACAAAGAAGCUCAGCAGGAUAAGAAAUUAUGGUUUGAGGUUGGCACACAAGUGGUCGGCUUAAAGGCAUUCAGCAAACCCAGUCAGAUGGGCUCUAACCCGUGCACAGAAAACAAUGGGAACUGUGAGCACUUGUGCCUCGCCACCCCAGCAGGUCGCACAUGCAAGUGCUCUUAUGACCACAUCCUUCUGAAUGCCACACAGUGCAGCCCAGAGCAACACUGCCCAGCUGGCAGCAGGCCCUGCCUCGAUCACCUCUCAUGCCUGCCUGUGGAGAAGUUUUGCGAUGGACGUGGAGACUGCACGGACCAUUCCGAUGAGAACUGUGUUGGCACCCAGCGGCGCCCAGGAGCUGAGGUCUUGGCUCCCACUCAACCUCACAGCUCUCCUCCUCCUCCUUCCAGUGUCUCUCCUGUCUCACAAGUCACAGGUCUGCACACAACACUGAAUGUCAGCAUUCAGCGUGUGAACCUGGAUGCCCAGCAGUGCAGCCAGAGGCGCUGCAGUGGUAACGGACACUGUGUAGAGACGAAGGGAGUUACUACAUGUGUGUGUUCACUGGGCUACAGCGGCGAUUCCUGUGAAAACCGGCUCGUAAAAACCAUGCAAGGUCCCAUUGUCUACGCUGCCGUGGGUCUCUGUGCAGCAGUUGUGAUUGUCAUUGUUGCAAUAGUGCUGGUGAAGAGGAAGAAGAGUGCCAACUUAAGGGGAAAUGGACCAUCAGCAGGCAAGGAGAUGAGCAUGACUGACUUGGAGAGCAAAGCGGAGACCAUUCCCACAUCCCAUACUGCCUCAGCAGAAAAGCCAGAGGUGGACCUCCCUUAAACCAGCAGCUUCCCGUUUUGUUUUGUCGCUUUGUUGGAAGCCGUAUCCUCUGUGGAAUC